UUUAAGCAUGGCGGACGAUUUGGAUGAUGAGUGGUGGUUGCAAGAAAAUAAUGGCACAGAUAAAGAGGCAUCCAAAGAUGUAGCCUCUGAGUCUGAGGUAGAAUCUGCUGAUGAAGCAAUCCCAAAUAAACGGAAAGCAGAAUCAGAUAAUGACACAAGCCUUACAGAUGAGCCGCCAAAGAAGAAGAAGAAGAAGAAAAAGAAAUUGAAUAUUACUGAAGUACUGAAGAAGAAUGCACCCCAGGCAGGCUGUCCAGGUGAUGUUGUGACAGAAAUAACCAAACAUUUUAAGGACAAACUGUCCCCUAUUGAAGAGGAUGAGAUUCAGCUAUCAGAUCCAGAUGAACAUUUCCUUGAGAGCAAUACACUGGACCAGUUACCAACAAGUUAUUUCAAUGCCAUCAUGCCAAAAUGGAAGAAGCAGAUCCAAAAGUUAGAUGUCCCUGGUGCUCCAAUACUCCUGGUUAUAUCCUCGGCAGCAAUAAGGGCUCUAGAAGUAAAGAGGCAGAUGAAGACAUUUCUUGGUGAGAAGAGUAAAACUGCCAAACUCUUUGCUAAACACAUGAAGAUCAAAGAACAAGAAAAACAUCUGGGAAAGAAUGUGAUUCAUUGUGGAAUAGGAACUCCGAAUAGAAUCAGGAGCUUAUUAGAUUCAGGUGCUUUAAAAACAAACCGUCUUCAUUACAUUGUGUUUGAUUGGAACUGGAGAGACCAGAAACAGAAGCGAUUAAUUGAUGGACAAGAUGUGAAAACAGAUUUAAUGCAACUGCUUCAGAAACAUUUGAUACCACUUGUGAAAGCUGGAAAUGCAAAGUUUGGACUAUUGUGAUGAUUGAAAGAGACAUUUCAUAUGGACUACACUGUUUGAUUUACUGUCUGGGUAAAUUGUAUACCAAGCGCAUACAAAUUCUGUGAAGUAGAGCUGUUGUGUUCGUUUGAAUCAAUUGAUAUUUUACAAUAAAUCGUGCCUGCUUUGGUAGU
This is a messenger RNA of Lineus longissimus, 981 nucleotides long. Its product is annotated as protein CMSS1-like. The transcript is spliced from 6 exons. The coding region runs from base 8 to 829 and encodes 273 amino acids. Gene Ontology annotation, cellular component: 90S preribosome; nucleus. The record is from RefSeq and is a predicted model, not a curated record. NCBI's taxonomy places the organism in Eukaryota, Metazoa, Nemertea, Pilidiophora, Heteronemertea, Lineidae.